Penicillium oxalicum is the source of this 2445-nucleotide messenger RNA. Its product is annotated as ZZ type zinc finger domain protein. The record is from RefSeq and is a predicted model, not a curated record. Bases 1 to 2445 code for a protein of 814 amino acids. Gene Ontology annotation, molecular function: zinc ion binding. Lineage: Eukaryota; Fungi; Ascomycota; Eurotiomycetes; Eurotiales; Aspergillaceae. The transcript has 4 exons.
AUGGCCACACCAGCCCUCUUAUCACACCCUGGUCCCGACCAUCAAAUCUCAGUGAAAGUUCUUUACCUCGAGUAUCAACGUCGCUUCAAGCUGCCACUGAAAGACCUUCAGGCUCAGGUGUUCCCCCAGAAGCUUCGCUUGCUCCUCGGUAUCCCGGCAAAUGUCAACGUCAUCUUCGAACGCUAUUCCGACAGCGCUGCCAGUUACAUCCUCCUAGACGAAGCGAACCCAUCCGUCUACAAACAGCUUUACCGUGCUGCCAAAGCGAAGUCGAAGCUUCGUAUCAAGGCCACUGUUGUCGAUCCGUUAACCUCUGCUCCCUCAGCAAUCUCUUUAACCCCGUCGUCCAACCAGAGUCCUUCAAGGCAUAGCUAUCUAGAGACUGUCCUUAGCUCCACAGCACCCAUGGAUCAACUCGACAGCCUGGAAAAUACGCCUGAGCUGGCUACAACCUCCGUCGAGGUAGAUGCUAUUCCAACCCAGUCCACCGAGGUGGCUAACUCACCUCGCUAUCGCCCGUUCGAGGAGGAGGACAAGGCUCUAUUCCCAACCAUCUCUCACAGCUCUCCCAACGGCAUGUUUUGCAUUGACUGCAAUCACUGUGGUCGCUCCAUUGCCAACGAGCACUAUCACUGCAGUGUUUGUGAAUUUGGUGACUACGACUUGUGUCCAAAGUGUAUUGGAGAAGGUGCAUCUUGCCGCAAUGAUGGCCACUGGCUGAUCAAGCGCACGGUGGUCGACGGCAUCGUGACGAACAGCACGACUGAGAGAAUUCCUCCUCGUCGUCCCUUGCCCCGGGAGCUUCAGGAUGACAAUGCGGGACAGGAAAAGCAGGAUUUGCAGCCGAAAGUUGCCAUAUGCCCAGCUAAACCUUCCACUGCACCCGAAAAUGUUGCAGAGGUGAAAGCGGCUUCACCAGCUGAGCAGCCUGUCUGUAAUGGAUGUUGUCGCGAUGUGGAGGAAAGCAACCUCGUGCGUUGCAAUGACUGCGAAGACUAUGACCUGUGUCUUCGUUGCCUGCUCCGCAACAAGCAUGGCCACCAUCCUGCUCAUAACUUCUCCAUGGGUAGUGGUCGUAAUAUCUGCCUGCAGAAUUUGAUUCUCGCUCGCUGCCUUCCUGGCCGUCAAUUCAAGCACGCAGCUCUCUGUGAUGGUUGUGACAAGCCUAUCAUCGGUACUCGCCACAAGUGCCUUUCAUGCCCUGAUUGGGAUUACUGCUCCAACUGUGUCCUGCAGGCUGACCUGAUCCAUCCUCGCCACCGCUUCGCUCCAAUUUACGGGGCUCUUGGAGACCAGCCUCGUGACACUGAAGUUCAUUUUGGCGUCUACUGCGAUGGACCUCUGUGCAAGAACAAACCUUGUCAAAGCUACAUCACUGGCGUCAGAUACAAGUGUGCCAUUUGUGAUGACCUGGACUUUUGUGCCAACUGUGAAGCCCACCCCACUAACCAACACAACCUCACUCAUCCGCUCGUCAAGCUCAAGACUCAUGUGCGCACGGUGUCUGUUAGCACCAUCACCGACUACGGUUCGGUGGCAGGUGAAGCUACUUUGAAAGACCAGCUUCGUGCUCCUGAAAAUCCUUCCGUGGCCGCGUCGAAGGAUCUUGUGGAGAAGGAAUUGUCCCUUCCAGAACAGACACCGGUAGAGGUGGAGGCCAGCAAGCCCGAGCCAACUUCAACAUCGUGCCUGGUUGAAACUUCGCCCGCUGGAACUCUGGAGGCGCCUGAGGAUCACGACGAGCCCGAGGCGUUCAAGGCUCACUUUGUUCGCGACACCAUCACUGAUGGUACGAAACUGCCUCCUGACACCACUUUCCGUCAGACUUGGACUCUGAUCAACGCCGGCCGCCUUGCAUGGCCCAUCGGUACUGACGUGCGCUUCGUUGGUGGAGAUACCAUGUUUAACGUUGACUCCAGCCACCCCUCGAGCGUUGAAUCCAUCCGUGGUGCCAUGGAAAGCACGAAGCUCACCGCCGCCGUUGAGCCUGGUCAGUGCGCUGAUUUCAGUGUGACUCUUCGCACCCCUCAACGCGAGGGCACUGCCAUUUCUUAUUGGCGCAUGAAGCUGCCCAAUGGCAUGCCAAUUGGACACCGCCUGUGGUGCGAUGUCCAGGUGCAAGCCGCCGUGUCUCCCUCUGCACCCGUGGGCCGUGAAGUCGCUGAGCCGGAGGUCCCUGCCGCACCCUCUGAGCCUGCUGGCAGCGGCAUGAUCUUUCCCAAAUUGGAGAAGGAGUCUCCAGAAGCGAGUUUCCACGAAGCAGUAGACACCUCUCACUUGGUGACAACUUCGUCGGCUGCUUCGGAGAAAGAUCUUCUGGAUGACGUGGAAAGCCUGACCCUUGAUGAAGCCUCUACUGAUGCCGGCUUCCUGACCGAUGAGGAGUACGAUGUUCUUGAUGCGAGCGACCACGACUUUGCGGAGGCGAAGCAGUCGAUCCACUAG